Adineta steineri is the source of this 1389-nucleotide messenger RNA. The record is from the annotation of a GenBank genome assembly. Lineage: Eukaryota; Metazoa; Rotifera; Eurotatoria; Adinetida; Adinetidae.
AUGCUGAAUGAGUACCGUAAUCGUUCAACGUUCUCUGUUGAACGUAUGAGAAAUAUAUUUGAAGAUGAACCAUCACAAGCUUAUCGAACUAAACUUUGGUCAAUAUUAAAUUCCAAAUCUAUAUUUCAUCAAUCACAAUAUCCGAAAUCAAUUGAUGAAUAUAAACAUUUAACUUAUUAUCGUUAUAAAGAAUUAACAAAAUUAAAUUUAUUAACCGAUGAAGAAUUAUAUGAAAAUCCACGUUGGAAAAUGAUACUUGAACAAUGUUUAGCUAUGUAUGAUUCAUCAUGUCAUGCGAAAUAUACACUUCAUACAACAGUAUUUCGUGAAACAAUACGUAAAUUAGGCACACAAAGACAUAAUUAUUUACUUGAUCUAGAUAAAAAUGAGCAGAUAUUUGGAUGUUUUGCUUUAACUGAAUUAUCACAUGGAAGUAAUACGAAAGAAAUGCAAACAACAGCUAUUUAUGAUCGAAAUACUCAGGAAUUUAUAUUAAAUACACCAGAUAUUGAAGCAAUGAAAUUUUGGGUUGGAAAUUUAGGCUAUCAUGCAACACAUGCUAUUGUCUAUGCUCAACUUUAUACCAGUGAUAUAUGUUAUGGUCUUCAUUUAUUUAUUGUUCCUAUUCGUGAUCCAUUGACAUAUAAAACAUUUGAUGGUAUUGAAGCAGGAGAUAUUGGUGCAAAAUGUGGAUGGAAUGGUUUAGAUAAUGGAUUUUUAAUCUUACGAAAUUAUCGUAUACCAAGAGAAAAUUUACUUAAUAAACAUGGUGAUGUUCUACCUGAUGGAACUUAUAAAACUCCAUUUAAAUCAUCAAAUAAACGAUUUGGUGCAAGUCUUGGUGCACUUUCAUCAGGUCGUGUUGGUAUUAGUAGUUUAGCAAUUGGUUUAUUAAUUAAAUGUAUAACAAUUGCUGUUCGAUAUUCAUGUGUUAGAAAACAAUUUGGACCAUCACCCGGUAUAGAAAUACCAAUUAUUGAAUAUCAAACACAAAAUUGGCGUUUGACUCCAAUAGUUGCAUCACUUUAUAUUUAUCGACAUUUGGCAUUAACUGUUUUUGAUAAUUUAGCAGAAUUUUAUGCAUUAUCAUUGUCACCGGAUGAGAAUGAUCGAGACUUACUUGCUGAUAUGGGUAGAGAAAUUCAUGCUUUAUCAUGUACAUGUAAAGCAAUUUGUACAUGGAAUACACAGAGAGCAAGUCAAGAAUGUCGAGAAGCUUGUGGUGGCCAUGGGUAUUUAUACGCUAGUGGUUUUGGUAUUAUACGAGAUGAUAAUGAUCCAUCAUGUACAUUCGAAGGAGAUAAUAAUGUUUUAUUACAACAAGGUUCGAAUUAUAUUUUAUCAAACUAUGAAGAGUUUUAUAAGAAAAGUAAAAAUCUUUUUUUAUAA